GACAACAGCUUUCAUUUCUUCUACCGUGACUAAGAUGGAAGCGGUCCUGGAGUCGCGGUGUGGCCACUGGGCCGGGGGUCCGGCCCCAGGACAGUUUUACCGCGUCCCGCCCACUCCCUCGUCCCCCUUGGACCCGGGGUCCGCGUUCCGCGGGGAUUCCGUCACGCGGACCUUGAAUCCCAUGGUGACCGGCACCUCGGUGCUCGGCGUCAAGUUCGAGGGCGGAGUGGUGCUCGCAGCCGACAUGCUGGGCUCCUACGGCUCCCUGGCUCGUUUCCGUAACAUCUCUCGCAUUAUGCGGGUCAACGACAGCACCAUGCUGGGUGCCUCGGGAGACUACGCUGACUUCCAGUACUUGAAGCAGGUUCUCGGCCAGAUGGUGAUCGACGAGGAGUUGCUGGGAGAUGGACACAGCUAUAGCCCUAGAGCUAUUCACUCGUGGCUGACCAGGGCCAUGUACAGCCGGCGCUCGAAGAUGAACCCUCUGUGGAACACCAUGGUCAUCGGAGGCUGUGCGGACGGAGAGAGCUUCCUCGGCUACGUGGACAUGCUUGGUGUAGCCUACGAAGCCCCUUCGCUGGCCACUGGUUAUGGCGCAUACUUGGCUCAGCCCCUGCUCCGAGAAGUGCUGGAGAAGCAGCCCGUGCUGAGCCAGACUGAGGCCCGAGAGCUGGUCGAGCGCUGCAUGAGAGUGCUGUACUAUCGAGAUGCCCGCUCGUACAACCGGUUUGAAAUCGCCACUGUAACUGAAAAAGGUGUUGAAAUAGAGGGACCGCUGUCUGCAGAGACCAACUGGGAUAUUGCCCACAUGAUCAGUGGCUUUUAAUGAAAUACAGAUGCAUUAUCCAAAACUGAAGUUGCACCCGUUAAGUUUGAACGUGGCUGGUUCAAAGGUAGAUUUUUGUAAAAUAAAGCAGUUCUUCAAAGUG
Messenger RNA from Fukomys damarensis (Damara mole-rat), 929 nucleotides. RefSeq names its product proteasome 20S subunit beta 4 (gene Psmb4). The transcript has 7 exons. Lineage: Eukaryota; Metazoa; Chordata; Mammalia; Rodentia; Bathyergidae. Gene Ontology annotation, cellular component: proteasome core complex. The coding region runs from base 35 to 826 and encodes 263 amino acids. The record is from RefSeq and is a predicted model, not a curated record.